ACAUGAUUUCAUUCUUCUCUCUCCCUAAUCAUCCUUGAAAUUCUCCCCCAAAUUUCGUUUUUAAAAUCUUCCAUUGUCAAUCGUCGCCGGUUACUACGAGCUUUGGUUUUUGCUGGAGGAGUGGAAUGGUUUCUAUAUGAGCUCUACUGUUGACCUCGAGGAUCAGGUGGGGGAAAGUGGAGAUUGAAUUUCCUGAUUAGAUACGCAACUGCGACUUGUCAAUCGUUUUCCGGUUCUGUUGUGUAUUUCAAUCUUAUCGUAAUUUAUACAAGGGUAUCAGUGGUGAGUGAUAAUGACGCAACACUUUCGUUCAAAGCUGGAGGAUAUGAACGGUUCCGAUAAUCCGAUGUCAAAUUGCCAAGGAGGAGAUGUGGUUAACCAGAGAACAUCUGUUUCCGAUCACGUAAACGGCUUACAGCAUUCCACCGCUAGAUCGGAUGUCUUCGUGGUGAAUAUGGAACGAUUUUCACAUAUCGUGGAGAAAGAUAUCAAUGCAAAUUCAAGGAUUGCAUUGCAGAGAAGCCUUUCGCGAAAAGGACCUGCCAGAACCGGAGAAAAGAAAAUCUCUGUAAACGACAGAGACUCUAAUACGCUUUCUUCUUCGCCCAGAGUUGUUUUGACCCCCCAAAAAAUAUCAGAAACAGCCAACGCUGGGGUCACAAUCAGACAGCAUUUAUAUUCAAGGCCUAAGUCACCCAAAGCGUUAGAUGCACAUGCUAAGGAAUACAAAUUCUACACAACAAUGUUAAUUUUAUUCAUGACCAAGAACACCAAACUACUUUACAUGAAAGCAGCAUGCUGGAGAAGGCAACAAUGGCCGAUCACCCGCAAGUCCAUCAUCAAAUCACCAUUGGUAAUAAUGGCACAGCUGCAGCCUCUGCCGAGAGCAAAUUAUUAUCUGGAGGCAGAAGGUUCAGUUUCCGGCGAUCGACUCACACAUGGAUCAUUGAUCCCAGAAAGAUACUCUUUUUCUUUGCAACGCUGUCAUGCAUGGGAACUGUAGUGCUUAUCUAUUUCACUUUAUCGAUGGGCAAGCCCAGUGGAGACGACAAUGCUGCUCUCAAUUGACCAACACAGGAUUAGGAAAGAGGUAAAUCCUGACAUCUAAGAAACCAUGAUCGAUCACGAUGUGUAGACCUUUUUUUGAAAAAAAUAAAAAAUAAAAAUAAAAAUGCAGUAGUUUAGUAUAUCCCCUGCAGGCAGGCUGUAGGCUGUUGGUAGUGGUGCAAUGGGGCACUUUUUUGUUGGCCCAUUACUUUUUACUUUCUGCUGCUCCAAAUUCUUUGUGUAGCCCACCCUAAACUGCUGGCCCCCUUUUGGAUUUAUUUUAAUUUAUUUAAUUAUGCAUU
Molecule: messenger RNA, 1349 nt
Organism: Andrographis paniculata
Lineage: Eukaryota; Viridiplantae; Streptophyta; Magnoliopsida; Lamiales; Acanthaceae
Exons: 7
Coding region: 293-1003 (236 amino acids)
Source: RefSeq, a predicted model, not a curated record